This is a messenger RNA of Pyricularia pennisetigena, 2013 nucleotides long. RefSeq lists its product as uncharacterized. The transcript has a single exon. The coding region runs from base 1 to 2013 and encodes 670 amino acids. Lineage: Eukaryota; Fungi; Ascomycota; Sordariomycetes; Magnaporthales; Pyriculariaceae. The record is from RefSeq and is a predicted model, not a curated record.
AUGCGUUUGAUCAAUGCGGGAAGCCUAGAGCUGGAGGAGUUUGUAGGUGCAGCGCCACCGUUCGCCAUAUUGUCGCACACUUGGGGCCGCGCUGAGGUGGCAUUUCAGGACUGGCUCAGCUGGCGACGUGCUGCAAGUAUCGACCGCAACGGGCAUGUUGCAAAUUAUACCAAACAAAGCUCCGACGCUUUGGAUAAGGAACACCCUCAAGGCUCCGGGUUCUGGAAGAUACUGCACGCAUGCCACCAGGCGCGCCAGGAUGGUCUGAAGUACCUCUGGUGCGACACCAACUGCAUCGACAAGUCCAGCAGCGCCGAGUUGUCCGAAGCGAUCAACUCCAUGUACUCAUGGUACGAACGCUCAAGAGUGUGCUAUGCCUACCUAGAGGAUGUCCCUCCUCCAGGCGCAUCCGCGCUGAGCGAGGGCGGCAACAUCUGGGAGGUCGACUCGGCAUUUCGACGCAGUCGAUGGUUCACCCGCGGCUGGACGGUUCAGGAGCUUGUGGGGCCGCUGCACGAGAUGAAAUUUUACACCAACGACUGGACUUGCCUUGGGACCAAGACGACACUGGCGCCGCUGCUGCAGGAGAUCACAGGGGUCCCUGAAAAGUAUCUGUUGCGGAAGGAGGGUAUCUCGGGCGCUGGGCUGGCGCAGAGGAUGUCCUGGUUCGCCAACCGGGUCACCUCGCGUGAGGAGGACAUUGCAUAUUGCAUGCUGGGGAUCUUCGACGUCAACAUGCCUCUGCUUUACGGUGAGGGAUCAAAUGCCUUUGUGCGACUGCAGGAAGAGAUCAUCAAGAAGUCGGAUGACCACAGCUUGUUUGCUUGGAAGUGGGUUGUCGAACUUACAGAUCGAGCAAGGAAGAGCAGUACCAUGUUGAGCUCCAGCUCCGGCGGUACACCAGUAACUCCCCUCGCAAAAGCAUGGUCUGUCUCAUCAUCUAUGGUUAUAAGCGCACAAAAAGGGUUAGCAAAACCCACUCUCCAUCGCAACUUUCCCCAUUUGCGACUUGAGCAUCUGUGGCGAGAGAAAAUGUGGCGCAACCCCUUGCGACCAAUGCUCCUCGCCCCAGAUCCGAUCUGCUUCUACGCGUCGAGGCGAAUGCCGGUAUUCUCGCCCACGCCAGAGGUUGCGCCCUUUGCCAUCAACAAUGCUGGGAUUUCAAUCACAUUACCUCUGUUGGACCAAGGAGACGGCAACCUCGUCUUUGCCGUGCUGCACGCCGACGAGAACAUCAAGCUCGGCUGGCAACGUGGGUGGCAGCAGCUUAAGUGCAUACCGCUUGUCAGGCAUACUGAAAAGACAUAUCGGUACACGAGGACUUGGUUUCCUGAGCGCGCCAUCACGAUCACUCGCCGGCGUAGUGAUAGCCCCGAUGGCGGCAAAAGCGUGCAGAAUAGUCGCUUUGCUGAGCCCGAGGUUAAGACUAUCCAGGUCUGUCGUGACUACCAGCAGGUGCCAUUUUACUACCGUUCCCUUGGCUGCACCACAAUGCCCCGAGGUUUCUGGUCGUUCUAUCCCAAGGGGUAUAGAGACUGGCGAAUAACGAGUGGAUUCGUCACCCCAGGGGGAGUGUUUAACGAGUACGGGAUUUUCUUUGGCGACGGAAGCGAAGUCGACCAAGCCGUGUCGGGAAGCACUCCCGUGCUGAAGACGUGGAAGAGCAGCGUGGCCGGUGGCAUUCUGGUUUUUGCUUGUGCAUCCAAGCCCAAUCGACGAGUGGCGGUGUUCCUCGCGGUAGAGCGCCUGCUUCCCAUGGGCCGGCAGGCCAUCGCCCCGAGGCCACUCUGCGUGGUCGUACGAUGUGAAAAGAGCGGCUUGGGCCUCAGGGGAGAGCCAAGCCAGGCAAUGUUUGACAGGUUGUGGAACGUGACGACCGAAUCACGGGAGCGCAAGAAGCUGCCGUGGGACGUUUCCGAGUGCAAAGAGGCCCGGGUGAUGGUGCACAACGAGGCGCCCCUGAGUCUUGCAGAUGAUUCUAGAAUUUUCUUGACCGAGAUUCACUUCAUUUAG